AUGAGCCCGAUCCCUGUGCGCAGGCUCAUCGAGAAGAACAUAUUUCCUACCAGGACGGGAGACGGGAGGAGAAACAGGAGCAAAUGCCUGCCCCAGACUCUGUCGAGAGUCGAGAAUGAGUCCCCGCCAGUCUUGGCUCUCGUCCUGGUGUAUGGCAAUAGCAGAGCCUCAUCUCAUCAGGCAGGUGUGGCAACUGGCACCUACCAACACAGCCUCCACCUCCCUUUCUCAUCGUUAGAAAAGCCUUUCACUCAGCGAGACACUGAUUCACAAGUGAACCUUCUCAACUCGACUAUUCUCCAGUGUGAGGACUUAUUCCAGUGCUUCAGAGCAUGGAUGUUGGGGGACCACCUCGAAACUUCUCACCCGGAUGCGCCCAUGUCACAGGGUGAUAUCCCUUCACAGUUGAACUGCGACGCUAUGGGAGAUAUCGAAGACCACGAUGUGCUCAACUGCGGCCUUCUCAUGUCAAAGACUCCAGCCAAAUCAAAAGCUGCGGAACUCAACCUCCGGCUUCUCAAAAAGCUGUACAAAGCAUAUGAAAGCAACCCUGAGGUAAAUUUGCAGCUACUAAUUCCCGAAAACUUACUCCGAUUGACUGCAAGCGAGAAUGAUGGAAGAUUCGCAAGCACAGCCUUUGCCUGA
This is a messenger RNA of Fonsecaea monophora, 645 nucleotides long. Its product is annotated as Altered inheritance of mitochondria protein 24, mitochondrial. Bases 1 to 645 code for a protein of 214 amino acids. Lineage: Eukaryota; Fungi; Ascomycota; Eurotiomycetes; Chaetothyriales; Herpotrichiellaceae. The transcript has a single exon. The record is from RefSeq and is a predicted model, not a curated record.